Hibiscus syriacus is the source of this 879-nucleotide messenger RNA. Its product is annotated as FBD-associated F-box protein At4g10400-like. The record is from RefSeq and is a predicted model, not a curated record. The transcript is spliced from 2 exons. Bases 1 to 879 code for a protein of 292 amino acids. Gene Ontology annotation, molecular function: protein binding. NCBI's taxonomy places the organism in Eukaryota, Viridiplantae, Streptophyta, Magnoliopsida, Malvales, Malvaceae.
AUGAGCGAUUUGCCCGAUGAGCUUCUCUGCCACAUUUUUUCUUUUCUUGAAUCUCAUGAUUCCAUAAGAUUAAGCUAUGUACAAGAUAUCGAUACUUAUGGAGGUCAGUCCCCACUCUUGAUUUUUGGGACAAUCAUUGAAAAUGCCUUCAAGUACCAUCAAAACUUGGCAAUCCUCCGAAAGUUUCGUCUUUGGUGUAUUAAUCUUCCAUGCAAGGAAUCUCUGAUUUCUAAGUGUAUCGAUUCUUCUACGGCAUCAAGUUGUUCUAAUCACCAAGUGUUGGAUAUUUAUCUAGCCGAGGGGUAUCUUGUUGAUUUAUCUCCUACUAUCUUUUCAUGUCGAAAAAUUACUAGUCUAAGAUUGUCCAGUGGAAUCGUUAUCGACGAAAUUCCCAGUGAUACUUGUGUGUUCUUCCCGUGUCUUAAGACCCUCCGACUUAAAUCGAUUUCCAUCUUCGGCGGUAACACAUUGAACAAGCUUCUCUGUGGCUGCCCUCGCUUUAAAGUUUUUAAUAUCGAACGUUGCUACGUUCUAUCUGACAUAUCCACACCCACAGUUAUGGUCAAGCAACUACACAUAAAAUACCACAUUAAACCUAGUAGGAUACAUGAAGAUGGUGAUUCAAAUCGUGUAUUAUCCUUGUCUUCUGCAUGCAUUGUUGAUUUUAGAAGAACCCGUGAAUACAAUUCUCAAGUCACCUUUGAUCUUUUGAACUCAGUCUCCGGUAUAGUAAAGCAAAUGACCUUAUUCACCAACAAGGAAUUUCAGUACUGUGAUGAUAGUUUACAGGAGAAUUUGUUACCGAAAAUGUUUUAUACAGGAAGCUUGACACGGUUAAAAUUGACGGACUUGAUGGAAGGAGAGAAAUGGGAAGUGUGA